AUGGAUUCCCCUCUCGGAGCAUUCCAAGCCGAAAUGUUGCCAUACGUUGUCGGUGGAGCGGUGAUCGCUUUCAUUUUGGCUUUCGCCAUCGGUGCAAAUGACACAGCGAACUCGUUUGGAACAAGUGUUGGAAGCAAGGUAAUCACCCUCUGGCAAGCGUAUCUCUUAGCAAGUGUUUUUGAGACUCUAGGAGCGAUUUUGCUUGGACAUAAAGUAACGGAUACGAUGCGGAAAGGAGUCGUCGACUUGGCUGUCUACAAUGGAAGUGAAAAGGAGUUGAUGUUUGGGCAAAUCGCCGUGCUCACUGGCUGUGGUGCAUGGAUGUUGAUGGCUACCUUCUUCAAGCUUCCCGUUUCCACAACUCAUUCAAUUGUCGGUGCCACAAUCGGUUUCUCUUUUGUCCUUCGUGGAUCAAGCGGGAUUCGUUGGGAGAAAAUCACGAGAAUUUUUGCCUCUUGGGUGAUUUCUCCAAUUCUUUCCGGUCUCGUCUCCGUCAUUUUCUACGUUUGUAUCGAUCAUUCAGUGUUGAGAAGAAGCCGCCCUCUCUCAUCCGGUCUCCUCGUGCUUCCCCUUAUCUAUUUUCUCUGCUUCGCUUUCAACAUCUUCACCAUCAUUUUCGAGGGAUCUGAAUUUCUCGGUUUCGACAAGUUGACUCUCACCAUGUGCAUUGCUCUUUCCUGCGGUGGUGGCCUUUCUGUAGCCAUCUUGGUUUACCUCUUCCUUGUCCCAUAUCUCCGUAAUCACAUUCUCUCGAGUAGUUCAUCAGCGAGACUCGUGGAAAUGGCGCCCACCGUUCAACCGACGCAAAGCCUAUUGGCGUAUGAGAAUGGAGUGGCCGAGAGUGGGCUCAAUAUGAAUUCGAAUGGGAAUGGAGUGACGAACGGGAAGGGGGAUUCGCCAACAUCGCUUGUCGUUACGAAUCAUCAAUCGCAUCCGCAAAACGUCGUCGCUCCAUCAAGCUCGGUGGAGGCUUUCUUCCGAAGUUCAAAGCCAGAGGACCCGCAAGCGUCACAAUUGUUCUCACUUCUCCAAGUGACAACCGCCUGCUUUGGAGGAUUCGCUCACGGAGGAAACGAUGUCAGUAACGCAAUCGCUCCACUCGUCUCAUUGCACGCGAUUUUCGUCGAAGGAACAGCUGAUCAAGGAGGACAAACACCGUGGUACAUGCUCUUGUAUGGCUCACUCGGUAUGUGUCUUGGCUUGUGGCUGCUGGGACAUCGAGUGAUCUACACAGUUGGAGAGAAUUUGACAAAAAUCACUCCAGCUAGCGGCUUCGCAAUCGAAUUUGGAGCCGCGGUGACAGUGUUGGUUGCAUCAAAAAUGGGAUUGCCGAUCUCGUCCACUCAAUGCAAAGUUGGCUCUGUGGUUGCGGUGGGACUCGUGCAAGCGAAUCACGCGGUCAAAUGGCACACAUUCCGGAAUAUCUCGUUGAGUUGGCUAGUCACAUUGCCAGUUGCAGGCCUCCUCUCCGCCGGGAUAAUCAUUUUCUUCAAAUUGGUUGCCUUG
Mesorhabditis belari is the source of this 1506-nucleotide messenger RNA. The record is from the annotation of a GenBank genome assembly. NCBI's taxonomy places the organism in Eukaryota, Metazoa, Nematoda, Chromadorea, Rhabditida, Rhabditidae.